Molecule: messenger RNA, 700 nt
Organism: Juglans microcarpa x Juglans regia
Lineage: Eukaryota; Viridiplantae; Streptophyta; Magnoliopsida; Fagales; Juglandaceae
Product: histidine-containing phosphotransfer protein 4
Exons: 6
Coding region: 75-533 (152 amino acids)
Biological process (GO): phosphorelay signal transduction system; cytokinin-activated signaling pathway; phosphorylation
Cellular component (GO): nucleus; cytoplasm
Molecular function (GO): histidine phosphotransfer kinase activity; protein histidine kinase binding
Source: RefSeq, a predicted model, not a curated record
ACUUAAAGCCUUCACCCAACUUCUGCACUUCUCUCAUCUCUGUCUCUCUGUCACACACACAGACACAUUCUGUAAUGGAGAGGAACCAGAUGCACAAACACAUUUUCCUCAUGAGGCAAUCCUUCUUUGAUCAGGGACUGCUUGACGACCAAUUUAUCCAGCUGGAGGAGCUGCAAGACGACGCUAAUCCUAACUUUGUGGAGGAAGUUGUUACACUAUAUUACCGGGAUUCAUCCAGGACUAUACUUAACAUAGAACAAUCACUAGAGAAGAACCCUCUUGACUUCAAUAAGCUGGACAACUAUAUGCAUCAGUUCAAGGGGAGUAGCACCAGCAUUGGGGCCAAAAAGGUGAAAGCUGAGUGCACACAGUUCAGAGAAUAUUGCAGGGCAGGAAAUGGAGAAGGAUGCAUGAGGACUUUCCAACAACUGAAGAAAGAAUAUGCCAUUCUCAAAAAGAAGCUAGAAACUUAUUUUCAGCAAACAAGACAAGCUGGGCCCUCAGAGACAGCAUGUCGCCCUAGGAUGAACUGAUGGCACAUGGCAGAGAAGGAUCCGACGUGACAAGAUGUGAAUGGGCCAGUUUCAAUUAACAUGUUUCAUGUUCUAACCCACCAAAUGAAUGGAAGUGCUUAGUGUCUAGUGGGAUUAUGAUGUAGGCUAUGUUUUUCUUUAACGAUAAUGCUAUGUUUGUUUUGCUC